This is a messenger RNA of Argiope bruennichi, 804 nucleotides long. Its product is annotated as heart- and neural crest derivatives-expressed protein 2-like. The transcript has 2 exons. The coding region runs from base 1 to 576 and encodes 191 amino acids. The record is from RefSeq and is a predicted model, not a curated record. Gene Ontology annotation, molecular function: DNA-binding transcription factor activity, RNA polymerase II-specific; protein dimerization activity; RNA polymerase II transcription regulatory region sequence-specific DNA binding. Gene Ontology annotation, biological process: developmental process; regulation of transcription by RNA polymerase II. NCBI's taxonomy places the organism in Eukaryota, Metazoa, Arthropoda, Arachnida, Araneae, Araneidae.
AUGAGCCUGGUCGGCAAUUACCAGCAACAUUUUCGCAGUUCGGAAACGGCGUAUCCGCAACACUACUACGGCAAUCGGUACGAGCUUUCCGGCGUCACAUCUUCGCCGGACACUUCGUACCUGGGUUGGUCAUUCGGCACUUACGGUUCGGACGCAUCUUUGGAAUUCGGUGGGAGUCAGAAUUGCAUCGGCAACAGGCCAGAGAGAGGCUUCAAAAGAAGAGUGACGGCCAACCGCAAGGAAAGAAGACGGACUCUGUCCAUCAACAAUGCUUUCGCGGAACUUCGCGAGUGCAUUCCGAACGUUCCAUCUGAUACAAAGCUCUCCAAAAUCAAGACUUUGAGACUAGCCACGAGUUACAUUGCUUAUCUCAUGGAUCUUCUGGCACAGGAAGAUCCAAACAGGGCGCCUCAAGGAGGGUUUAAGGCAGAACUUUGUAAAAAGUUUGAAUCCAGAGAAGAAAGAAGAAAGAGAGAAAUAGCAAAUCUUACUCCAGGUCCUAACGGCGAUAGGAAAUCCAAAGGAAGAACAGGAUGGCCACAACACGUUUGGGCCCUGGAGCUGAAAAGUGAUUAACAGAAAAGACAUUCAUUUCUAUCAGACAUUCCAAAAAACAGAAUGAAUGAUUCCAUAAUUUUUAGAUCUGUCUGUGUUCCUGAGUAAAAUUUUUGGAAGUGAACAGUUUUUCAAACGUGAACUGAAACUGUACUUGAUAAUCUGUCAUCUUUUCUAGGAUCACAUCUGGCGAAAGAUAACUACUCAAAUAUUGAGUAGUUUAAUUUUGUGAUUUAGAAAUGUAAAAAU